AUGAAAUAUCCAUAUGAAUUCUAACAAUAAGAUGUACCUUUAUUAGAAAUGGCAUUGGCUAUUCUAAUGUUGGGUAGUUUUAUGAAUGAUCUACUUUUGAUUUUGAUUUAUAAUGUUUAGAUAGAUUUGACUGAGAAAUCUUAGAUGAUUUUUUCAACAGCAUUCAUAAUCCUAUUUAUGAUUAAAUGCCAAAAAAUGAGACUUACUAUAUAUCUAUUGAUACCAGCUUAUAUCACUUUGAUAAUAUCAAAAUAUUCAUCUCAUUAAUCAUACAUAAUGGUAUUUAUAUGCUUAAUGUUUUAAAUUGGCUAUAUAUUUUUAGUAAUGGUAAUGCCAUAAUAUAAAUAUCCUAAACCAAGUGGGAAAUAUUUAAUAGGAUUUAAGGAAAUAAAAUUAAAGAAUGGAGAUAUGGUUUCUAUAUAUUAUCCAACUCUUUAGAAAUCUAAAAUUAGAUCCAUAAAUUCUUGUAGAAAUAGAGAUUAUAUCAAAUAAGUUUACAAUGAUUUUUAACAUGUAAUGCAUUGGAGACCUCCUAUUAUGUUUAUUUAUUGGAUGUUAGGAUUCUUAAAUAAAGUGAAAGUAGAAGAUAUUGAAGUUGAUUCACCUAUUAUUGAAGGUAAAUUACCAACAAUUGUCUUUUCAAAUGGAUUAGGAGGUUUGAAAGAUCAUUAUUCUGUAUUUUAUAAGGAAUGGGCAAGCAAUGGAUAUCAAGUAUAUUCUAUAUAACAAGAAGAAGUAACAAUAAUUUUAAAUGAAAAAGAGAUUCAUCAAUAUAAAACUGGAGAAGCUACUUUAGAGAAUUAAUUAGGAUAAUAGAUUUUAAAUAAAGUAAAAAUGAUUAGACAUUAAUAAUUAAAUGACAGAGUUAUUAAAUAUCAAUCAUUAUUGGAUUAUGUAUAUUAAUAAUAGAANUAAUAACAUACUAAAAUAAUCACAUUAAGUAUUAGUCAUUCUUUAUUUAUACAUUAAUUAAUUUUCAAAGUUAAAACAUGUUUCUAUAGCAUUAAAUGA
This is a messenger RNA of Paramecium primaurelia, 1011 nucleotides long. NCBI's taxonomy places the organism in Eukaryota, Ciliophora, Oligohymenophorea, Peniculida, Parameciidae. The record is from the annotation of a GenBank genome assembly.